AUGCUGCCGGCCGUCUUCUUCCAUGGCUGCCCAUCGGCGACGGCGCACCGACGCGCCGGCGGCAAGGGCAACAACGGCGACAGCUCGAUGAUGCAGCGGUUCCAGCGGAGGAAGGUGGAGUACAACCGGACUUACGUGACGGCCGAGGAGGAGCGGCGCCGGUGGUUCCGGGUGUACGCGCGCAACGUGCGGUACAUCGAUGCCACCAACGGCGAGGCCGAGGCGACCGGGCUCACGUACGAGCUCGGCGAGACGGCCUACACCGACCUCACAAACCAGGAGUUCAUGGCCAUGUACACCGCGGCCCCGGUGCCGCUGCUUGCACUUUCAGACGACGACGAUCGCGACGAGGACGUGGUCAUGAUCACCAAGCGCGCGGGGCCAGUUGACGCCACCGAAGGCGUGCCGGCGAGCGUGGACUGCGGACCAGAGGCGCCGUGA
Phragmites australis (common reed) is the source of this 441-nucleotide messenger RNA. Its product is annotated as fruit bromelain-like. Lineage: Eukaryota; Viridiplantae; Streptophyta; Magnoliopsida; Poales; Poaceae. The transcript has a single exon. Bases 1 to 441 code for a protein of 146 amino acids. The record is from RefSeq and is a predicted model, not a curated record.